AUGUCGGCCCCGUCCGAUGCAUCUGCCUCCGCUUCUUCGCGAGGGACGCGUGUGCAUCACCGCAUCCUCGCUGAACUUGGCCUGACUUCAGUCUGGCAAUCCCCUCGCGAUGUCAAACUUCUCUGCGCCCAGCGCUUUGUGCGUCUCUUCGCCUACGGUGGUUCGACUCUGAUUCUGGCUGCCUAUCUCUCAGCAUUGGGUAUCUCCGAUGAACGCAUCGGUCUUUUCAUGACCUUGACCCUGGUGGGCGAUGUCGCCAUCAGCUUCCUCCUCACCCUGUUUGCCGACGCCAUGGGUCGCAGGGCUGUCCUGGCCCUGGGUUCAGCCUUAAUGGUCGGGAGUGGCAUCCUCUUUGCUUCGGUCGGCAAUUACUGGGUCCUUCUGGCGGCAGCCGUCUUUGGCGUCAUAAGUCCGAGUGGAAACGAAAUUGGCCCCUUCCGGGCUGUCGAAGAAUCAACUUUGGCCCAUCUGGCCCCCAAUGACAUCUUGAGCGAUAUCUUCGCAUGGUACUCGCUCAUUGGCAAUGCGGGAACCGCUCUGGGCAUGAUGACUGGCGGAUGGGCCAUCAACCUGCUUCAGGUUAUCUGGGGAUGGCCCUAUAUUCCCGCCUGUAGAGUCAUCUUCUUCGCCUAUGCCGCUAUUGGCGCGCUCAAGUUUCUCCUGUCUAUUGCACUGAGCUCCGCUGUGGAGGCUGAGAAGAAGAAGCCUGCGCGACAGUCUACUAAUGAGGGUGAAAGACAGCCUCUGCUGGGCGAUCAAACGGGCAACGCCACCCCCCAAGAGCAGCAGCCUCAGAAGAAGAAAUCAAUUCUGUCUUUCCUCGGCGAUUCCGAGGUCGUCUCCUUGUUUCUGCGACUUGCGAUUCUGUUCGGUUUGGACUCAU
Molecule: messenger RNA, 883 nt
Organism: Aspergillus niger
Lineage: Eukaryota; Fungi; Ascomycota; Eurotiomycetes; Eurotiales; Aspergillaceae
Exons: 2
Biological process (GO): transmembrane transport
Cellular component (GO): fungal-type vacuole membrane
Molecular function (GO): transmembrane transporter activity
Source: RefSeq, a predicted model, not a curated record